Messenger RNA from Symbiodinium pilosum, 1347 nucleotides. NCBI's taxonomy places the organism in Eukaryota, Dinophyceae, Suessiales, Symbiodiniaceae. The record is from the annotation of a GenBank genome assembly.
AUGGCGGAUGAUGGCGAUCCAUCAAAGCGCCUGGCGUCAGAUGUACUGGCAGCAGAGGAGUCGUCCAAACGACACAAACCGGAUCUGUCACGGGCAAAGACGCAAGAGGAGGAGUUGGAUGACCUCAUUGAGAGUGGCCUGCUUGAUGAGCCUUCGGAUCCACCAGAGGAGGUUGCUCGACAGACUUUUGCAGGUCAGUUCUCCUCCAAUGCCUUCAGGGUAGAGGAAGAGGAUCUGCCCAAAUUGCUUGCAGAGGUGUUAGAGCAAGGCCCAGCAUGGGGUGGCACAAGGUACUGGCGGUGCGCGGCCCUGUUUGUUGGCUGUAUCGGAAGAUCCACCAGGUCAUGCCGCAUAGCUUUUGUGGCACACCCACAAGGCUUGACCCUCCUUGGCCUCGUGUUGAAGGAGGCGGUUGCGCGACUUGAAGCCCCGGGAUUACAUCAAGAAGCAAGCAUGUUGGCAUUGGCGUGCCUGACAUGCCUGAAGGCCCUGCCCUUGGGUCGUGCUUCGCUCUGGGAGCACCGACAAGCCUUAGGAAAGCCCUUCGACCAGCUUCACAAAUGGUGUAGCAAGGAUCGCAGCGCUGUCGCUGCUGAACUGAGGGGUCCCACUUUAGAGUUGUGCCGCCGGUGGAAGCGGCAGCCGAAGCCUGCCGCACAGGAGCAGACCCACAAGGCCCUGCGGGGAAAGGUCUUAGAGCUCAUCGCCAGUGGCCUGCAGGGCCGUGGCACAUCACCUGCAUCACCAUUCCCGGCAUCCCCUGCGCAGCUUCCAAAUAACUUGGUUGCAGCUGAGGUAGAGAGUGCGCUUUGGGGCCGCUACGGUGCCAGCAACACUUCGGAGUACCGGCAGCACGCGCGAAUGCUCCGAGCAAACUUGGCCUUGCCAGGGAAUGCCGAGCUGCGGGCAAAGAUCCUAGCAGGAGAUCUCAAGGCUGAGGAGCUGGCGGGGAUGGACUCCAGCGCCUUGGCACCAGAUGAGGUCCAAAAACAGCGCAGGGAAGUCCAAAAGCAGGCCAUGAAGGAGGCCGUGGUUGAGGAGCUGCUGCCCGUUCGGAUGGGAGACGGAGACGGCUCUCCUUUCGACCCAAGUGCAGAUCUCAACACAGCCCCUCUGGUUUGGCGCAGCCCUACGAAAGAGGCCAAGACUGAAAGCCAAGACGCUGCAGAAGAGGAGGGAGCCACUGGCUUGCCCAUGGUCCCACCCCCAACACCUUUCCGCCUUGCGGUGGCGACCCCAGCCAUGGAACCUGGAUCACCGGACAUUCCUGAGAUGCUUGCCACUCCAGGACCAGAAGAGGAUGAUGACGUUUUGGCGGUCCUGCGGUUCUUGGCUUCACCUCCUUGA